This is a messenger RNA of Solea senegalensis (Senegalese sole), 1324 nucleotides long. It is a transcript of the gene ch25hl3, whose product is annotated as cholesterol 25-hydroxylase like 3. The coding region runs from base 257 to 1048 and encodes 263 amino acids. The transcript has 2 exons. Gene Ontology annotation, molecular function: C-4 methylsterol oxidase activity; steroid hydroxylase activity; iron ion binding. Gene Ontology annotation, biological process: sterol biosynthetic process; cholesterol metabolic process. Lineage: Eukaryota; Metazoa; Chordata; Actinopteri; Pleuronectiformes; Soleidae. The record is from RefSeq and is a predicted model, not a curated record.
GGCAGCGUGAGUAAUUACUACGAGUCGAGGCAGCAGCAAAGGAAAGUUAGACUUCACUGUAGUGUAGAGGGAGAAAGACAGACAGUGUCCAAGGAAGGACUUUUCAGAACAAGCAAAUGAAGACGUGUAUUUAUUGUGUUAUUUAUUUAUCUGUCUUGUUGUGGUUGAAAGCCGACGCUAUUUUUGGAAGAAGCGCAGAGAAAGUCUGGCACAUGUGGUGAUGUAAGAGGAUACAGGAGGUGGAUUUAAAGCCGCGAUGUACGCACCGUCCCCAGAGCAAGAGGAGGCAUCCACGCGUGUCCUGCAGCCUCUGUGGGAGCAUGUGAAAGCAGGACAGGAGGAGAUCCUGCUCUCUCCGUACCUGCCCGCGUCCUUCGCCUUCCUGACGCACGUUCUCUUCUGCGCGCCUUUCCUGGCACUGGACACGCUGUCCAUCUUCUGUGUGCGCGUCCGCUCCUGGAGGAUCCCCGCAGGCUCGCAGCGGCCGCCGCCUGUCAGCCGCUGGUUUGGCUGCUUUUGGACUGUGCUCUUCAGAUACCUGACCGUCGUCCUCCCGGUCACCGCGAUCUUCCAGACUCUGCGCUCCCCCACGCUGCCGCUGCUGGCUCCAUCCUGCUGGCAGCUGUUCGUGGAAGUCUACGCGUGUUUGCUGUUUUUUGACACGCUCUUCUUCAUAUGGCACGUCUCUCUGCACUGGUUUCCCUGGCUCUAUCGCAACAUCCAUCAGCCGCACCACCAGCACCACGUGCCCUUCGCUCUGGCAGCCCAGGAUGCCAGCUCAGCCGAGCUGCUGUCUCUGCUGCUGCUGGCUCUGAGCAGUGCGUGGCUGGUGGGCUGUCACCCUCUGAGUGAAGUCCUCUUUCACCUCCUCAACAGCUGGAUGGCAGUGGAAGACCACUGCGGCUACAAUCUGCCCUGGGCUCUGCACAGAGUGCUGCCUUGUCUGGGAGGAGCCCCCUUCCACCAAGCCCACCACAGGCUGCACAGGGGUAACUACGCCCCCUACUUCACCCACUGGGACCACCUCUUUGGCACAUACCACAUGUGAAUGCUGUAUACACACACAAAGAGAUGACACUGCUACAUGCAGCCAUUUACUGUCAACAAGUGAAGGGAUUCAGGAUUCAGAUGGAGCAGCUUUUCAAACGCACAAUUAACAGAGAACAUUUUUAGACAUAUUAUGGCACAAUUUGACGACUGUAUCUGAAGACACUGUACUAUAUUACUACUUCAAACAAGACUGUAUUCAACAUACUUUCAUUCGUUUAUUCAUUGUCUAGUGCAGGGGUGUCAAACUCAUUUUUGUUCAGGGGCCACAUACAGC